ACUCUUCUGGGCGAAUCCUUGCCGACGUCACUCCCGCUUGAUAUAAAGAAGCCCGAGCAGCAGCUCUGGACAGACUAAAGCAAAAGCGCGUUUUUGACUGCAGCGAAUUUCUAAAGCGAGGAUUACAGGAUUGCUAUUGUUGGAUUUAUUUAUCAGCCAAGGACCCUCUGUACGCACACAAUGACUCUGAACAAGGGUGACAAAUUCCGUAACAUGGAUAAGAGGAGAGGAAGCGUUCCGUUCCCAAUGAACCUUCCCAACCUGCACAGGAGAAGCAUGCCCGUGGACGACCGGGAUCUGCGCGCCACGACGCCGCAGACGGGGCAAACCGACGAGCUUUCCAACCUACUGCGCUGCACGUCCUACUCCCCGACCGACGAGCACCGAGGCAGCUGCGCCUCGGACUCUUCUGACUCGGUGAUCUCCACCGGGAGCGAGACAGACUCCCAGGUCUACAAGGUGGUCCUCCUCGGGGAGCACGGGGUCGGCAAGUCCAGCCUGGCGCGCGUCUUUGGAGGGCUUGAGGACGCCGGUCACGACUGCGAUGAAGCAGGAAAUACUUAUGACAGAUCUAUUUUUGUGGACGAAGAGGAGGCUUCCAUUUUGCUCUAUGACAUCUGGGAGCAGGAUAAUAGCCAGUGGCUAAAGGAGCAGUGCAUGAGGAUGGGAGACGCAUACAUCAUCGUGUACUCAGUGACGGACAAAUCGAGCUUCGAGAAGGCAUCAGAGCUCCGCAUCCAGCUGCGUCGAGCCAGGCAGUCGGAGAACAUUCCCAUCAUCCUUGUUGGCAACAAAAGUGACUUGGUGCGGUCCAGAGAGGUGUCAGUUGAUGAGGGAAGCGCCUGUGCCGUGGUGUUUGACUGCAAGUUCAUCGAGACGUCUGCAUCGCUUCACCACAACGUGCAUGCCUUGUUCGAGGGCAUCGUCAGACAGAUCCGUCUGAGGAAAGACAGCAAAGAGGAAAACGCGAGGCGCAUGGCCAACUGCAGGCGCAGAGAGAGCAUCAGCAAGAAGGCCAAACGCUUUCUGGGUCGCAUGGUCGCACGCAAAAACAAAAAGAUGGCCUUCAGGCAGAAGUCCAAGUCAUGUCAUGACCUUACGGUUCUCUGAGUAACACAUAGGAUAGAGAGACUAAUUUAUGUUCUUUUUUUUUUUUUUUCCUUUUUCCUUUGGCCUCUGAAGACCUGAUCCUGUGUGUGUUUUAACACUGAUCCUAAAGGACUAAUAGAGCUGUACAGAAUAUAUUUUUGUUUUUUCAUGCACAAACCAAAAGCUAAGACAGGAUGUGAUUUGCAAAAAAAACAAAAAAACAAAAAACAAAAGACCGGUAUUGUAAAAUGAUAUC
Poecilia latipinna (sailfin molly) is the source of this 1345-nucleotide messenger RNA. RefSeq names its product Ras-related associated with diabetes (gene rrad). The coding region runs from base 181 to 1110 and encodes 309 amino acids. Gene Ontology annotation, cellular component: plasma membrane. The record is from RefSeq and is a predicted model, not a curated record. Gene Ontology annotation, biological process: negative regulation of high voltage-gated calcium channel activity. Lineage: Eukaryota; Metazoa; Chordata; Actinopteri; Cyprinodontiformes; Poeciliidae. Gene Ontology annotation, molecular function: calcium channel regulator activity; GTPase activity; GTP binding. The transcript has 5 exons.